UAUCUUCCUCUGUCCCUUAUUAAUUAUUUAUUUUAAAACUAUAGUGUGUAUAUACGUGAAUCUUGUGAAUCGACGAAUGAUUUCAUCAAAAAAGAUAUUAAUCGAGUGAGAGAGAGAGAGAGAGAGAGAGAGAGAAAGAGAGAGACAGACAGAUAGACAGAGGGAGAAAGGAGAGAGAGAGAGAGAGAAAGAGAGAGAGAGAAAGAGAAGAGGAAGAGAGAUAGAGAAAAUAUAAAUAGUGAAAGAUAGAGAACGAAAGAAAAAAAAAAGGAAGAUAAGGAAAAGAGAGAAGGGAGAUACAGAAAGGAUGGCGUCGAAGAGGAACGAGGAAACGAGGCCACGUCCUGCGUGUGCGAGGUAUUCGAGGUUAAAUGCGGAUGGUGACGACGGUACUGGCCAGUGAUUUUGGUGUUAUUAACAGCUUCUAAUUCGAAUCAGGCUCCGGCGGUCUGAUUGGAUUUGUGGUUGGGCCUGGAUUUGGCAUUAAGAAGGAUGGGUUGGGUCACCGGUCUCGGCGUCGCACUGGUCAUUGUCGUCACCGCUGGUGCUGCUUUGGCUCUCUGUAGACGAUAUUGCAUCGGCUGGCAAUGGGGUACUAGAAAUAUUUGGAGUAUAUUUGAAGAAUGGCGACAGACAUUAUCGUGGCUAUGGGCACCGCGAGAAGAAAAGGUUGGUCUCGUAAAAGCUCAACAUCCAACAGCACAGACAAUACCGGGUUUAUAUCGGCAAACUGGUAAUCCUUCUCAACAGUUGUUACAUAGUGAUAGCGAUUUGAGGCUGGAUGCUCAAGGAGCCUUCACACGAUUCGAAGCUGUGGAUAGAGAUCUACAUCCACCACUUGGUACUGGAAGUAGUAGUACUAUACCACCUCAGCCAUUAAGGCCAGCACCGCAACCAAGGCCAGCAUCACGUCCAAGACCAUCUCCUCUUCAAACCCCUAGUACAGUUGAUUAUAUACGAAUGCAGGAAUCUGGUCCAGGUCCACUGACACCACCACCAUCCUUGCAAAGAACUAUUCCACAAUCGAGAGCAACCGCAGCCUCAGUCUUCGUCUUCCAAAAUGAACCGGUGAAGAAUCAUGGCUUUUUCAAGCCACCUAAUGAUCACUCGGCCUUCAGAUUCGAUGGCGAAGGAAAUACUGGAAAUAUGUUGCCUGAAAAUAUUCAAAUGACAGCUUACACUAUGCAAAAUCAUUCUGAUUCGAGAAUGGGAAGAUACGAAAUGGAUAUGACUGAAGAUAGAAGAAAGGACACUUAUGAUUCACGGUGUAAUCCUUACAGACAAUUCGAGACGAGUAAUAGAUACAAUGUUCAUAAUACACCUAUCACAUCUCUCGACGUUAAAAUUAACAAUGAAGAAAAUACGUACGCCGGUUAUGACGUCGUUCAAAGAACUCAUCAAUUGAGACAACAUGUAAGGAAUGACUCUAGAGGAUCACCAAGUAGUUUUGGUUUGACGAAUCACUCAAACUCGACCAGUCAAACGAUCAUGGAGUCCAUUUAUGGACCUCAAACUCUCUGCAAGAUGCUUCAAAAUGCUCAGAACUUGGAGAACGAGUUGGACAGAAGAAACAACGAGAUUCAAAGCAUCGAGAUGACACCUUUCAGAAGUUCGACGCUUCAAAAUGACGUUGGCUCGUCUUAUCUAUACCAUGAUAAUUCAUCCAACACUGGUCUACAAAGAGUCUCUCAAUAUAUCCAAAGUCUACCUGAUCAUCCUGCCUUUGACACGAUCAAUGAUCAUACGUCGGAACGGGAACAAAUACUUUACGCCAAUGACAUGCAAGCACAGAUCAACUCGUCAAAGAUUAACAGCGAAUCAGCAUCUAGUCCUGUACCACCGCCACCUGCGCCACCUGAUCCUCCUACGGACGUACUCAAAAAGAAUGAACCUACAACGGGUGAAAGAAUCUUCAAUGCACUUCGAUCAGUUACCUCGCAAAGUUAUAUCGAUGCCUCGGAAUUUUACAAUUCCGUUCUAUCGUCGGCUCAACAAGUCCAACGAUUUACCUUCUCGAGAUCGCCAAGUAUGGUGAACGAGAAUACAGGAAGUCGUUUACAGAACGAGGUACGUGACAUAUACACUGAAACCGAUUCGGACGCCAUUGGCCUUGAUGUUUCCAGACGUAGUUCCGAUCUUUACAGCCCCGAACUAAACUUGGAAGCUCAUAGAACUGCUCAGGAAGUAAAUCAUUUAUUCUUCUUCUUCGUUCUUCUCCUGGAUAUUCUUCUUUUUUUUUUUUUUUUAUUUUUUCUAUUCCUCCAUUUCAAUGGAGAAAAAAUAUACAAAAAUUUUCUUGCCUUUCAGGUAUAUAACAGCUUACAGGAUCCACCAUCUUCGCCUUUACUUUUGAAAGAUCAUAAUCACGAGUCUUAUACGUUCAUGUCCGAUCCAAGCUUCACUAGAACCUCCGAAGACAUCUUCAAUAGUUUAGAACAAAGAAGGAAGAGUAUGGAGAGAUUAAAUGGUAUCCAUGAAUUUGUAGAACAUGAAACUUCCGAUACUUCAAGACGGCGAAAUAGUCAAGAAUUAUAUGCUGCAUUGGAGGAAGUUCAAAUCAAAAGAAGAUUAUCGCAGCAAAGUCUCGAAGAAAAUUACAUUACGAGUUAUACGAUGAACGAGCACGGUGAAUCGAAUUCCGGAAGUCGUCGUGGUUCACAGGGACCUGAACCUGAACCUCCGCCGGACGAAUCUAAUUUAAAAAGAGCAAUAAGUUGUGAAAGUGUUUGUUCAGAUACCAGUGUGGUAUUGAACGAUCUCGAGGAGGCACCUGUCGUGGGACUCGUUUGCGUUGGUUUAGAACACGAAAGAUGGGGCGGACGUGGUACCGAUGCUGAAGGUGACUUGGCAGUCAGUGUCCUUGAAGCUAGAGAUCUCAUUGCACCUGACGGUCGACCUGCACAAGACACCUUCGCGAGAGUAUGUCUAUUGCCUGAUAGACAAACACACGUACAAACACGUUUGUACAGAGGUUCUCCAUCGCCAAGUUAUCAAGAAAAGUUUCUCUUUCCUUUGGACGGUGGUCCAGCUGGAAGAACACUUCUGGUCGAGGUGUUCUCUGACGAAUCGAGUAUCGGUGGUGGCGCCUCCCUUAUCGGUGAAGCUAGUUUAAGACUAGGUCCAGCGCUAAGACCACCUGCUACUACCUGGCUACCUUUAACAGGACCUGCCUUACCUACGCCGCACUUGGGAGAGCUCUUGUUCUCUCUGAGUUACUUGCCAACUGCGGAGAGGCUAACAUUGGUCGUAGUAAAAGCUAGAAAUUUGCGUGGUUCUAAUACUAUACCGGGUGAUUUCUUUGUCAAGGUUUACCUGCUGCAACAAGGAAAGAAAAUGCACAAGAAAAAGACGUCUGUGAAAAAGGGAGAGAAGAGUCCCAUUUUCAACGAGGCGAUAAUAUUUAGUGUACCAGCUCACGCUCUACAGACAAUUCAAUUGAGACUGACAGUAGCAGAGGUGCAUAACGAGCAGACCACAACAAAUACAAAAGCUUAUUCGGUCGGUCACGUUAUUGUUGGUUCCACUUCAACAGGCAAAGCAUUAGCACAUUGGAGACAAAUGUUAACGGCAUUGAGACGUCCCAUUGCUAUGUGGCAUCCAUUGAGAAAAUGAGAUCAGUUGGACAUUGAGAGAGAGGAGGAGAAGGAGGAUAAGGAGGAAGAGAAGGAGAAGGAGGAGGAGGAGGAAGAGGUGGAGGAGGAGGAGGAAGAGGAGGAGAGUGUACGAUGGAUAUAAAGAAGACAAAAUUAAUGGAACAAGAAGAAAAGAGAGAGAAAUCGAACGCUAACAGGCAAGAGCAUGAAGUGCACAAAUCAAUUAGAGUUAUAAUAAUUAACAUGACAACGUCCCAAUGUUUUUAUAUAUAUACAUAUAUAUAUAUAUA
Vespa mandarinia (Asian giant hornet) is the source of this 3883-nucleotide messenger RNA. RefSeq lists its product as uncharacterized. The record is from RefSeq and is a predicted model, not a curated record. Gene Ontology annotation, cellular component: plasma membrane; exocytic vesicle. Gene Ontology annotation, biological process: synaptic vesicle endocytosis; calcium ion-regulated exocytosis of neurotransmitter. Gene Ontology annotation, molecular function: SNARE binding; calcium ion binding; calcium-dependent phospholipid binding. Lineage: Eukaryota; Metazoa; Arthropoda; Insecta; Hymenoptera; Vespidae.